GCAAUAACCCUAGCAGACGAGUUCACCUUCCACAUGCUCAGGGGAGGGGAAGCGUCCUCCCACUCCCCCCUUGGAAAUGCGAACGCCCAACUACACUGGAAUCCUUCCGCCCCAGGCUGAGAAGACUUUCCUUCCUCUACCUGACCACCGUAGCCCAUCCUCUUGGGCUUCCUCCUGGCUGGUAAUUCGCUCAAGGCCUACCAAGAAAAGGAACCCGAAGAAAACCCUGGGAUAAGUAGAAGAGAGGAAGCGGACGGGACGCAGACGCGCGCGCCGCGCUACGUAUUGCGUGCGCGAGGUGCUGCGUGCACCGCAGGGGACCCCGGCUCUGGCUUGCGUCACUCGGCCGGCGCCCGCCCGGAAGCCGCUUCUGUUUUCCCCUCCCGGUUUCCACUUGCCCGGGGCGGUGGCGGCCUAGGUGGUUUGUCCUUCCCCGAGGCUCUAAUUGAGUUUGGCGCACCCCGAUGGAGGAAGCGGUGUGCGCGGCCGCUGCCCCGGACCCCAGCAGCUCCGGCGCCACGGUGAAGGAAGAAGGGGCGGCUGCGACGGCCCCGGCGGCCUGUAUGGGGAUGUGAGAAGUCUCAGAAUUGAAGAUUGUGUCACCCAGCCUCUAGUACCAGCAGUUUCUCUGUUCUGUGAUCAAUGUGACUCACCUGAACACUUUAGUAGUUAACGAGAUGAGCCAGGAUCGUGGAAAAUAUGACUUUUAUAUUGGUCUGGGAUUGGCUAUGAGCUCCAGCAUAUUCAUUGGAGGAAGCUUCAUUUUAAAAAAGAAAGGUCUCUUAAGGCUAGCCAGAAAAGGCUCCAUGAGAGCAGGUCAAGGUGGCCAUGCAUAUCUUAAAGAGUGGUUGUGGUGGGCUGGACUACUAUCAAUGGGAGCUGGUGAGGUGGCCAACUUUGCUGCUUAUGCAUUUGCACCAGCCACGUUAGUGACUCCAUUAGGAGCUCUUAGUGUUCUUGUAAGUGCCAUCCUUUCAUCAUACUUUCUAAAUGAAAGACUUAAUCUUCAUGGAAAAAUUGGAUGUUUAUUAAGUAUUUUAGGGUCUACUGUUAUGGUAAUUCAUGCUCCAAAAGAGGAGGAGAUAGAGACUCUAAAUGAGAUGUCUCAUAAGCUGGGAGAUCCAGGUUUUGUGGUCUUUGCAACAUUGGUUGUCAUUGUGUCCUUGAUAUUAAUUUUUGUGGUAGGACCUCGACAUGGACAAACAAACAUACUUGUUUACAUAACAAUCUGCUCUGUAAUUGGAGCAUUUUCCGUCUCUUGUGUUAAAGGCCUGGGAAUUGCUAUUAAAGAACUUUUUGCAGGGAGGCCUGUGCUGAGGCACCCACUGUCCUGGAUUCUGCUGCUAAGCCUUAUACUCUGUGUAAGUACACAGAUAAAUUAUUUAAACAGGGCCCUGGAUAUAUUUAAUACAUCCAUAGUGACUCCAAUAUAUUAUGUAUUCUUCACUACAUCUGUUUUAACUUGUUCAGCUAUUCUUUUUAAAGAGUGGCAAAACAUGCCUGUCGAUGACAUUAUUGGCACUUUGAGUGGCUUCCUUACAAUCAUUGUGGGAAUCUUUUUAUUGCAUGCCUUUAAAGAUGUCAGUUUUAGUCUAGCUAGUCUGCCUGUAUCUUUUAGAAAAGAUGAAAAAGUAGUGAAUGGCAAUCUGUCCAAUUUGUAUGAAGUCUUUAAUAAUAAUGAAGGAAACUUAGCCUGUGGAAGUGAGCAACAAAGUGGUGAAAACAUCUCCAGAAGAAAUGGAAAUCUGAUGACUUUUUGAAAAUAGAUAUAAUUUUUAAAGACUUAAUCUGUAAUUGUGUGGUUUUUUUUCUGUGUGUUGGGGUUUUUUUGGCUGUAAAAUGAGCUUGUCUGAAAAUAGAAAUUGUCAUUUUAAAUGCUGUCUAGAGACAAUCUUUUUUAAAACGGUUUCACCAAUUUGGACAAGAACAAUAAUGACUUGACUUUUCUUAUAUAUGAAGUAUAAGACAAUUCAGUAAGAUGGGUUGGUUUUGGUUUCUAUUAACAUAGAAUAAUUGUAUGAUUUUAAAUUUCACAUCUUUCAUCAAAAAAACCCAAACCUUAUUGCACUGACAGUUUUAAUUAUAAAAAUAAAAUGCUUUAUUUCUUCAUUGUUGAUAAGGACUGAAAUGAACACUUGUCAUUUACCAAAUGACAAUGCAUUAACAUUUCCUUAUUCUUCCACUACAUGGAAGAACAAAAUAUUCCAAUAUAAUAUCCUGUGGAUUACACAGUUAUGACUCAUGUUGGAUGAGUCAUGAAUUAGUUUAUAAUUGACAUUAAUAGAUUAUGGAAAAUGAGAAAUACAAUUACUUGAAUUUUGAAGAAUUUUGAAUGAAUCUAAAGUUAAGCAAAAUGGAUAAGAAAUAAUUUUUGGCUCAGUUGUAAGGGUGAUUUUCUGACACAUAGUUUGCCUUGUCAAGUGAAUACAGUGUCCGUGUAAACUCUAGGUAUUUAUGAAUGGUUCAGUUACCACAUUGAAAAUACUUAAUGUACAAAUUUGAGGAAUUUCUUUAAAAUGCAGUUUAACAAUUCUUGGCAAAAGUGUUUUUAUUCCCUUGUGCCUUGCUGACCUUAAAGCAUUAUAUGAAUGUGAGUUAUUAUCAAUAAUUCUGCAUUUUGUACUAUUAUUCAUGUUCUAUUGUAGUACCAGUUAUUACACUGGAAGGACUUCUGAAAUCCCUUAACCUAUUGAGAUUUGUGUGGCACUUUCAUUCUUAUAGUUAGAAAUUUGAAUGUUGUUCAAGAUGAUUAUGAGGAAGGGUCUUCAGUUUCUAGGGGGUGGAGAAGCUUAAAUACAUUUGUAAAGUUGUGUUUCUGUGUGACAGUUUGUAUUAGCUCAUUUGAUAUUCACCACAAUAUGGUGAGAGAAGCCUGUUAGUAUUACAUCACAGGUGAGGAAAGAGUUUUACUGGUUAAGUGAGGAAGCCAAGAAUGUAUCCAGUCUUCUUUUCACUAAGCCAUAAACUGUAUUUUUUAAAUACUUAGAAACAAAGUGAGAGAAGAAAUUACUUUCCCAAAAGCCAAAAGGCCUGCAGAACUGAUGUAACUACCGUCUUUAGUCUAAGAUUGUGGAAUUUAGAGACAACAUAUCAGUCUGGUUUUCCUCAUAACCAAACAUAUAAUCCUAGAAUUUUAAUUACUAAUUUCUAAUGUAAAAUGCAUUAUAAUUAUUAUCCAUAACAAGUUUUCCUUUUUAAAUAAUAAUUUUGCUAGAUAACUCUGAAAGUUGACCCCCCAAAUUAAAUCUUUUUUCCAAAUUGAUAACUUUUAAGAAUAAUAAUCAAAUGAGUUAUUGCUUCUAUCACUUAAUUUUUUUUUUUUUUUGCUGGGUAAUGAGGGUUAAGUGACUUGCCCAGGGUCACACAGCUAGUAAGUGUCAAGUGUCUGAGGCCAGAUUUGAACUCAGGUCCUCCUGAAUCCAGGGCCAGUGCUUUAUCCACUGUGCCACCUAGCUGCCCCUAUCACUUAAAUUUUACAGGAUUAGAUUUAUAAUUGUUUAAUCAGAAAUAUCUAGGAAUAAAUAUUCCUAUCACUUGAAGAGCCUUAAUAAACAUUAUUCACAAAUGUUACCAGGCAUCUUUUUUUCAAUUCCAGGUUAAUAGCAUAGCAAAAGAAACUAGAUGAUUUAUAUUAAUAAAUGAUACCAAUGUAAAAUUUUAAGUGAAACCCCCCCCCCCAAAUUUACAUAGCCAUUUAAAAAUUGCCACUUCAAAGACUUUCAGUAUUAGAAGAAACCCGAGAUACCAUCAAGUCUAACCUAUAUAGGAAAAGAAUUCCCAUUUACAGCGUUCCCAGUAAGUGACUCAGUGACUCUCCAGCUUUUGUUUGAAGACCCACUCAGGCAGUCCAUUACACUUUUGGUUAGUUCCAAGUGUUAGAAAUUUGCAUCUUUGUUCAUUCCAUUAUUCCUAUUUGUGCCCUCUAAGGUCAAGCCCAAAGAAAUUUUAAUUCCUUGUCCACAUGGCAGCCUUUCAGAUUUAAUCAGAUUGAGUUGUUUUUCUGAAUCUCCUCCAGAUUAAACACCCCUGAUUCCUUUCACCACUUCUCAUUUGGCAUGAAUAUGAGACUCUUCACCAUUCUGGUCACCCUUCUCUGGACAGUCUAACACUUAUUAAUGCCCUUCCUAAACUGGGAUGGCCACAGCUGAAUAUAGUAUUCUAGAGGAGGUCUUACAAGGGCAGAAUACAGUGGGUUGACACUUCCUUACACUUGCAAAUUAUUCUUCUCUUAAUGUAGUCUAUCAUCAUGUUAGCUUUUUUGAGCACACUAAUUUUCUUUUCUGCCAUCUGUAUCACACUGUUGAUUUGUGUUGAGGUUAUUGUGGUCCAUUAAGAUCCCCAGAUCUUUCAAACUAUUAUGCUAUACCUUGUAAUUAUGAGAUAGGUUUUUUGGUACUCUAGGGUGAGGUUUUAUGUUGUUUAUCUCUAUUAUCAUCUAAGUGUUGUAGCCUAGUUAAAUCAUUUUUGGAUCUUAAAUCUGCCAUCCAGGAGAGCCUUCCCAGUUUUAUCAUCUGCAAAUUAGAUUAGGAUGCCACCUAUGCUUUUGUCCAAGCUACUGAUAUCUUGAUAUGGAACCACUACUUGUACUGCCAUCCCAUACUUCCCCAUAUUUUCUGCAACAGCAUGAGACUUUAUUACAUGUUUUUCUAGGAUCUAGGCAAAUAUAUAGCUUUCUCCUGACUUAAUUUACAAAUAGGAAAUAAGGUUACCUAUUCUUGAUGAAGUCUUGUGGGGUUUUUGAUUUUAGCAUUUUCUCAAGAGUUAAAAUAAAACUUGGUGACCUAUUGUUUUCAGUUAUCUCUUCUCUUUUUGAAAAUCAGGGUAGCAUUUACCCAUCUCCAGUCCUGCGGUAUUGCUGUUUUCCACAGCCUUCUGGAUAUCUGACAGUGGUUCUUCAAUCAUAUCUUCCAGUUUUUUCCUAGUACCCAAGUAUGUAGUUCUUCUGAGACAGGUGACAUGAAUUCAUCAAGGACAGCUAGGUGCUGCUUUCUUGCCAUCUUUCAUUGAGCAUUAACUCCCUAGCUUCCUUUUCUAGCCUGAUGGUUGUUCUCCCUGGUAGAGAAAAUAAGCAUAAUAAAAACUGAAUAUUUCUGCCUUUCCUAUACUGUCAGUUACUGUUCUUGCCACACUGAAGAAUUACUUGUCCUAACUCUCCCUUGAUCCCUCUUUCUUUUCCAGUAUAGCCAAUGAGAAAGGCAUUUUCUUGUCCUCCUUGCCAGCCUCAGAUCAUUCUAAGAUUUAGUAUUCUCAAUACUUUUCUUAAAAGAAUUGCACUGUGCUUUUAUCUUUGUUACCUGACUUUGCUUCUGUUCCCUGAUUGUCCCACCUACCCCCAAUAUAAGUUGGUAGUGAGUGCUUGUACUUCUUCAGUUCCUUUAUCUUGAGGAUUUCAUUAUUUAGAACCUCUCAUCCCUCCGGGACUAACUUUACUUGUAGCAUUUCAGUCCGUGGGAUCAUAACUAGCCACCCUUUCCAGUAAAUUUUUGAAGUCUGUUUUCCUUAAAUGUAGGCCAAAUGUUAGAUCAUGCUUCUCACUUUAUUACAAACUGUGGUGAAUAUGAGAAGGAUCUUCUUGAGCAACUCAAAUAGAAAUAGGGUUCACUAAUCUGUACAUAAAGGUUGCUGUAGGCUGCAUAUUAACUUUUAAAUGUAAUUAUUUACAUGUUAUGUUUUUAUUGACUGUUUCCCAAUUACAUUUAAUUUCGUUUAGGCCACUAUUGUGGCCACAUGUUCAUUCCUCUUUAUGGGAAUCAGAUCCAGAAUAGAUUUCAUUCUGAAGAAAAUUAUCAUUAAGGUAAGAUAAGAAAUUAAUAGUUCUUUUCAAAUGCAGAGGGAAAUCCAGCUAAUGUUUAGAUAACUGGGUAGGGGGCAGCUAGGUGGCGCCGUGGAUAAAGAAAGCACCAGCCCUGGAUUCAGGAAGACCUGAGUUAAAAUUUGGCUUUAGACACUUGGCACUAGUUGUGUGACCCUGGGCAAGUCAUUUAACCCUCAUUGUCCCCCCCCCCCCCAAACUGGAUAAACAUCAGUACUUUUAUCAUGCCUUGUCAUUUAGUUUAGUCUUAGAUAACAAAAAUUGCUUUUCUUUGUGGCAUUAUUGAUUUUAACCCCAAUGUUCCUGUUUUUCCUCUCUGCUUCCUAGAUUUCUUCACCUGAAAAUAUAUAUUAUAAACAUAGAAUGGUUUCUCCUUCCCUUUUCCUGUUUCUUUUAAAGUAUUUUGUUUUAAAAAGAAAUAUUAUAGUCACCCUGCCCCUGUUCCAGGUAUGGCCUAAUUCUGCCAGGGUUCAAAGAUAACUGAAGUCAGAUUUUCUUCCUUGCAUUUUAAACUUUAUUUCAUCUUACUCGUGUGUAUCCCCACAAAAAAAAACAAAAACAAAACUUCAGAAAUUGUAUGGUAAUUACACCCAGUUCUGUCAUACUGCAAACCAAUUCAUUGUGAUGUGAAGCUAUCAUUUAUAAUCGUUGGUAUCAAAAGAAUAAAGCCAGGAUAUGGUGUUUUUGACAUGAAGGAAGACAUGGCAGAAGUGACAUUCUCUCAAUUUGUAAGAUGCUAAAAAACAGAUGAAUUUGUUCCUUUAAGGACUAAGAUUCGACUGUUUUCCAGUUUCCAAAGGCAAGAGAUAACUGCCUAUAAAGAAUUUUGCUGUUGACAUUCUGUAUUUUAAUGUUUUGCACUCGAAUUUGUUGUGAAGUAAUAAGCUGUGAACUUGCCUUAAUAAGAAAAACAACUCUGCAGCCCUAAAUCUUUUCCCAUUUAACAGGCCUAAGAAUGAAAAAAAGUAUGAGCCCUAGGCACACUGUGACCUCCAGGUCAACUGGGCCUCAAAAAAGGGUGAAAUGCACCUAGGAUUUUGUUAAACUAGAUGUUUUUAGUAAAUGGACUGUGAAACAAAA
Dromiciops gliroides (monito del monte) is the source of this 6892-nucleotide messenger RNA. It is a transcript of the gene NIPA2, whose product is annotated as NIPA magnesium transporter 2. Gene Ontology annotation, biological process: magnesium ion transport. The record is from RefSeq and is a predicted model, not a curated record. Gene Ontology annotation, cellular component: membrane. Lineage: Eukaryota; Metazoa; Chordata; Mammalia; Microbiotheria; Microbiotheriidae. The transcript has 6 exons. Gene Ontology annotation, molecular function: magnesium ion transmembrane transporter activity. The coding region runs from base 678 to 1760 and encodes 360 amino acids.